Heterocephalus glaber (naked mole-rat) is the source of this 1902-nucleotide messenger RNA. It is a transcript of the gene Mlnr, whose product is annotated as motilin receptor. Lineage: Eukaryota; Metazoa; Chordata; Mammalia; Rodentia; Bathyergidae. The record is from RefSeq and is a predicted model, not a curated record. Gene Ontology annotation, molecular function: G protein-coupled peptide receptor activity. Gene Ontology annotation, cellular component: plasma membrane. Gene Ontology annotation, biological process: G protein-coupled receptor signaling pathway.
UGUGCGCAAAAGGGCUCGCCUGGGCCCCCGCGCCACCGCGUUCUGCCAUCGGGCCGGACACGCCUGCUGGGCCGCUAGUUCCCAUGGGCAGCCCCUGGAACUGCAGCGACGGCCAGGAAGGUGCUCGGGAACCGCCGUGGGCAGAACUGCCACCGUGCGACGAAGGCCGCUGCUCAGCCUUCCCGCUAGGGUCCCUGGUGCCGGUGACUACCGUGUGCCUGGGCCUGUUCGCAGUCGGGGUGACUGGCAACAUGGUGACUGUACUGCUCAUCGGACGUUACCAGGACAUGAGGACCACCACCAACCUGUACCUGGCCAGCAUGGCCGUGUCCGACCUGUUCAUCCUGCUCGGACUCCCUUUCGACCUGUACCGCCUCUGGCGCUCGCGGCCCUGGGUGUUCGGGUCUCUGCUCUGUCGCCUGUCGCUCUACUUGGGCGAGGGCUGCACCUCCGCCACGCUGGUGCACAUGACGGCUCUCAGCGUCGAGCGUUACUUGGCCAUCUGCCGCCCGCUGCGGGCCUGCGUCCUCGUCACCCGGAGCCGCGUCCCUGUGCUCAUCGCUGCGCUCUGGGCGGCGGCGCUGCUCUCCGCGGGGCCCUUCUUCUUUCUGGUGUGCCUCCAGCAGGACCCAGGCAUCUACGAGCUGCCAGAAUUUAACAGGACUGAGCAGGUUACUCUGUCACCUGGAGCGCCGCCGUCCCCGCCUUCCGGGCCCGAGGCCGCAGCGCUGUUCAGCCGCGAGUGCCGGCCGAGUCGCGCGCAGCUGAGUGCGCUGCGCAUCAUGCUGUGGGUCACCACUGCCUACUUUUUCCUACCUUUCCUGUGCCUCAGCAUCCUCUACGGGCUCGCUGGGCGGGAGCUGUGGAAGACCCGGGGUCUGCUGCAAGGCCCGGCUGCCUUGGGACGGGAAAAGGACCAUCGGCAGACCGUCCGCGUCCUGAUAGUCGUGGUUCUGGCAUUUAUAGCUUGCUGGUUGCCUUUCCACAUUGGCAGAAUCAUUUACAUAAACACGGAAGACACCCGAAUGAUGUACUUCUCUCAGUACUUUAACAUUGUUGCUCUGCAACUUUUCUAUCUCAGUGCAUCCAUCAACCCUAUCCUCUACAACCUCAUUUCCAAGAAGUAUAGAGCAGCUGCCUGUAAACUGCUGCUCACAAGACCAUCCAAGCUGAGAGGAUUCUCUCCUCCAAGCCGGGAGGAUCCUAAGCAGGACACUGGAGAAGACAGUGCUGGCUACACAGAGACAAUGACUAACUCAAAGACAAUGGCCUAACCAGCCCAGCAAAGCCAGUUCUGGGAUUCUGGGGACAACAGAUCUGUACAGACAUAAGUGCAAGUGAGGGGUGGAUGCUGUUAAGAAGACUGGAGAGUGGUUACAAUUUUGCAAGUUGGUUAAGAAAUUGUCAACAAGAUUUUUUUUUAACCAAGGUAUGAAAUGUAACUACUCCAAUCAUUCUAGUCUCUCUUUCAUGUAUCUACAUUCACUUUAGCAUCAUGAAAUGCCACAAAAUUUGCUCUGGAAAGGUUUGUAGUUCUUCAUUCAUUCUCUUCCUUUUUUGGAAUAUGACUGCUCAUUUUAUAGUUAAGUGAUACAGAGAGACAUUGCCUCCUAGAUCAGGGGUGUAUUUUGUUUUUAUGUUUGAGAUAUAAAUACAGUGAUGCACACACAAGGAACCAAGAUAAUGAGAAACUGGAUCCAAGGAAUUAUUUAAUGCCUAUGUAGGGCAGCAAAAACUUUUAGUAGCAAGUAAGAAAAAUUUUGAAGAUAGGCUUCAGUGUUCAGGGGUCCCACACUCUCCAGAUUGGGAGUAAAUCAUAAUGUUAAGGCACAAUAUCUUCUUUAAGAACUACAGUGGAUAGAACUAUUGCAACUUACCAAGUUGCAUUAUAUAAAGGUACAA